GGAAGAACUUGUUCUGUGGGUGUCUCAUCAGUCUCUCUUCUGAGGGAAAUAUUAGCUCAGCCUGCAGGCUGAUCAUCAUAAAAUAUGAAGAAAAGGAGUUUGCCUGCAUCAUCUCAAAAGCAGUGAUUUCAUGAAUGCGUCAGUUUCCAUUUAUGUCAACAUCAUCGCUUUGUCUCUUAUCUCCUGAUUUCUUGUCCUCCAGCAAGUGCAACUGUUAGAAUUCUCCAAGUCAGAAGAUCUGACUCUGAAAAGUACCCUAAGUUUGUUUUGCUAUGGGGUUGUUCAAUGUCACUCACCCUGCAUUCUUCCUCCUGACUGGUAUCCCUGGUCUGGAGAGCUCUCACUCCUGGCUGUCAGGGCCCCUCUGCGUGAUGUAUGCUGUGGCCCUUGGGGGAAAUACAGUGAUCCUGCAGGCUGUGCGAGUGGAGCCCAGCCUCCAUGAGCCCAUGUACUACUUCCUGUCCAUGUUGUCCUUCAGUGAUGUGGCCAUAUCCAUGGCCACACUGCCCACUGUACUCCGAACCUUCUGCCUCAAUGCCCGCAACAUCACUUUUGAUGCCUGUCUAAUUCAGAUGUUUCUUAUUCACUUCUUCUCCAUGAUGGAAUCAGGUAUUCUGCUGGCCAUGAGUUUUGACCGCUAUGUGGCCAUUUGUGACCCCUUGCGCUAUGCAACUGUGCUCACCACUGAAGUCAUUGCUGCAAUGGGUUUAGGUGCAGCUGCUCGAAGCUUCAUCACCCUUUUCCCUCUUCCCUUUCUUAUUAAGAGGCUGCCUAUCUGCAGAUCCAAUGUUCUUUCUCACUCCUACUGCCUGCACCCAGACAUGAUGAGGCUUGCCUGUGCUGAUAUCAGUAUCAACAGCAUCUAUGGACUCUUUGUUCUUGUAUCCACCUUUGGCAUGGACCUGUUUUUUAUCUUCCUCUCCUAUGUGCUCAUUCUGCGUUCUGUCAUGGCCACUGCUUCCCGUGAGGAACGCCUCAAAGCUCUCAACACAUGUGUGUCACAUAUCCUGGCUGUACUUGCAUUUUAUGUGCCAAUGAUUGGGGUCUCCACAGUGCACCGCUUUGGGAAGCAUGUCCCAUGCUACAUACAUGUCCUCAUGUCAAAUGUGUACCUAUUUGUGCCUCCUGUGCUCAACCCUCUCAUUUAUAGCGCCAAGACAAAGGAAAUCCGCCGAGCCAUUUUCCGCAUGUUUCACCACAUCAAAAUAUGACUUUCACACUUGGCUUUAGAAUCUGUUAUUUUGGCCAUAGGCUCUCAUCAGUAGCAUCGUCAUCAUCAUCAUCAAAGUAUAAGAUAGAUUGUGUGCUGCGGGAAAAGUAGGCCAGGAGAUGGUGAUGCAAAACUUAUAACACAAAACAAGGAGUUCCAAAUGAAUAGUACAUUCACUAAAUACCAACAGUAUUCUUAGAAAGAUAAAUAUUGGGGGCAAUUGAGUAAUUAGACAAGUUUUACAGAGGAAGACUAAUUUAAGCUAGGAAUUAUUUUCUAUAAUAAUGAAUAUUACUAAUAUAAUAAUUAACAAACUUAGUCCUAAAAUGUAUCAAGUACUAUUAUAAAUUAUUUGUGUGUAUUAAUUCACUUAAUAUUCAUACAAAUCCUCUAAGACACAGAGAAUUAAGUUAAUUCUUCAGCCUAACACAGAUAAUAUGUGGUCCAGUUGACAUUCAACACUAAUCUCUCUCUAGUGUCAGUGCAGCACCCAACCGGUAUAAAUAUGGCCUGACGGUCAAAUUGGCAUCAUUUAACAUUACCAUUGCUGCCUUUGCUUUCCCCACCACUGUCAUUCUCAAACACUCAUACAUUGCUUUAACUUCACAAAGUGAAAUCAGCUUAACUAUUAGAACUCACCAUAAAAUGUAUGAACAAAUGUGAUCCAGGUAAACUGAUAGAUAUUGCCAUUUAGGAAAAUCUCCAGAUUCUUCUUUACUUCUUUUAUCUGCCCACCACUCAAUCCUUACCAACAGAAAACAAUGUUCAAUAUCUGAAAUAUCUGACUCAUAGAAUUUUGGGGGAAAGGGGGAAUUGUGGUAGGGGCACAAUUUCUAUUUCUCUUUCCUUCUUGAGAUUUUAACUGUCUUCCACAAAAUGACAUGUUAAGAGAUGUUAGAAAUUAAGUCAGUCUAGGAUUUCCAGUUGCAAAAAAAAAAAGCCUAGGAUAGACAGACUAGAGCACUUAUGGUUUAGAUACCAGAAAAUAAUUCUUUCAGACCUUCUCAUACGCUUCCCUUGAUACCAGAGGUAGGAUAUAGUAAGAAAUUCCUUGGUGCUAAUUUUGGUGCUGUCAUACUAAGUUUAGAUCUACUUGUAGAUCAAAAGAGAGCGAGGGAUUGGGGGAGAAAGAAGGGGGGAGAGAGAGAGAGAAAGAGAAAGAGAGAAAGAGAAAAAGAGAAAGAGAAAGAGAGAAAGAGAGAGAGAGAGAUGCACUAGGUAGUCUAACUUAACUCACCAUGGAAACUCAUCCAGAAACCACGUAGUAGCAAAGCAUAUUGUUAUCUAGAGGUUUUUUCUCUUUGUAUUGAGGAAAUACCAACAAGAGAGAGAGUCAGAAAGAGGGAGCUAUUUUAAAAAUGAGAUAAUGUAAGUACUUGGGAUUCAGAUUUUUUUCAAAAAUGUCUACAGGUACAAUAAGACACCAAUAAUAUAUGUGUCCUGGCCCACUAAAUAGAUUGCUUUUAGAAGAAUGUUUGGAUAGCAUAACUUAGUAUGAUUUCCAAUGGAAAAUUAUUAGAAUAUUUAGUGGUUUAAAGUAUGGUCUUCAGUCAAUUUAAAUAAUAACUUUUCUGAUUCAUAUUAGAAGCUCCUAUUUCAACAUGAAAUAAUAAUUUUAAUGCUUUGAUAUUUUAGUUUCAAAUAUAUACAACAAAUACAUAAAUGCAAAGGCAAGGCUUAGGGAAGCCGCCAAAUGAAAGUAAACUCUCACUGAUUCCUACCUCAGAAGCAGCGAGGGAUACAUUCUUUUGACCAUAGGCCUUACUUAGAAACCCAAUGGUGUAACAUAGAAAGGGCAAGGAACAAGAAAAUAUGAGCCUCCCAAAAAGCCUCUGGCUCCUUUGUACCUUAAUUUCACCUUCCUUUUUUCAGCAUUAAUUAAAAGAGCUACUGAUUUUCAGGUUCUAAUGGAAAAUGCACAUUUAUAUUUUUCCCUCCCUCAUGAGACAGAUGCCAUAAGAAAAAUGUAGGGCCACUCCUGCAGCUCUAAUCCUAAAAAGGUCUAAGCUAAGCCCUGUUUUUGUUUUUUUGACCUUGGGUUAAAAACUCUUUAACUUCUUUUUAUUUAACAUAAUCUUUUUUGAACUCAACA
Homo sapiens (human) is the source of this 3302-nucleotide messenger RNA. RefSeq names its product olfactory receptor family 51 subfamily I member 2, transcript variant 1, coding (gene OR51I2). Gene Ontology annotation, biological process: detection of chemical stimulus involved in sensory perception of smell; system process; G protein-coupled receptor signaling pathway. The transcript has 2 exons. The record is from RefSeq and is marked validated. Gene Ontology annotation, molecular function: olfactory receptor activity; G protein-coupled receptor activity; signaling receptor activity. Bases 273 to 1211 code for a protein of 312 amino acids. NCBI's taxonomy places the organism in Eukaryota, Metazoa, Chordata, Mammalia, Primates, Hominidae. Gene Ontology annotation, cellular component: membrane; plasma membrane.